GCAAAGCAUGCAGGAGCACGCGGCGCCACCAGACGAGCAGUUUCGAGCCCCAGCCCGAGCUCCUCGCGCGUCACUGCAGCCUCCCUCCGCGCGCCGCCCGCUUCCAUCGGCUUCUGCGUGGGCGAAGAACAGGCCAGCGAGCUUCUCCAAGAAAUCAAAUCCUCGCCUCACACCCGAACGGCCGGCGAGCCUGCCUGGUGGCAUCGUCGCGCGAAGGGACGAUGAAGCACACGACGUCGGACUCGGACGUGACGAGCCUGGCGACCACGUCGCCGUCGCGGUCCCCGAAGCGGGCGGCGUACUACGUGGUCAGCCCGUCGCGCGACUCGCGGGACGACGGCGACAAGUCGUCGUCCACGCAGGCCACGCCCGUGUACAACAGCCCCCUCGACUCCCCGUCGCACCACUCCUCCAUUGGCCCGCACUCCAGGGCCUCCUCCGCCAGCCGCUUCUCCGGGAACCUCACCGGCGGCGGCAGGGCCGCCGCCAACCGGAAGCGCCCCCACGGCCACGGCAAGGGGUGGCACGAGGUGGACGUGAUUGACGAGGAGGACGCCGAGGACGCCGGCGUGGAGCAGGAGCGGGAGCUCUCCAGGAGCUGCGUCGCCGCCUUCUGGUUCUCGGUUCUGGUCCUGGCAUUCACCCUCGUCUGCCUCGUCGUCUGGGGCGCCGCCCGCCGUGACAAACCCAGCGUCCUCGUCAAGAGCUUGAGAGUGGAGAAUUUCUACGCCGGCGAAGGGACGGACGGCACCGGAGUGCCGACCAAGUUCGUCACAAUGAACUGCUCGCUGGAGAUAGACGUCCACAACCCCUCCACCAUGUCCGGCAUCCAUGUUUCUUCCACCUCCAUCCAGCUCUACUAUUCACAGAUACCCAUCGCCAGCGGUCAGUUGGAGAAGUUCUACCAGCCGAAGAAGAGCCGGCACGUCGCAUCGGUGACCCUGCACGGCGAGAAGACGCCGCUCUACGGAGCCGGGGCUACCUUUGUCCUCACCAACACCGACGGCGUGCCGCUCACCGUGGACUUGGCGGUGAGGACGAGAGGGUAUGUCAUCGGCAGGCUUGUCAGGGUGACACACGCCAAGCGUGUGCGAUGCCCGGUUCUUGUGAGCUCUCUUACCGACAAGCCCAUCAUGAUCGCCCAGACUGCUUGCAGCUACUCUUGAUUUGGUGAUCAAUUGCUUGAGAUGUUAUUAGUUUAAAAAGUAAGUACUAUAAUGGUUGUGAUCGUGUAGAUAUUGUUGUGAUGUUCAUGACAUAGGAACCAUCUGAUUAAUAAUUCUUCAGCAUCAGUGUUUGAUUGAGAGCAUAGCAUUCAGUUGGUAUCAUAGAUCACACAUGCUGUUUGAGGGGAGUUUGCUCUGUGGAAC
This is a messenger RNA of Triticum aestivum (bread wheat), 1370 nucleotides long. RefSeq lists its product as uncharacterized. The record is from RefSeq and is a predicted model, not a curated record. NCBI's taxonomy places the organism in Eukaryota, Viridiplantae, Streptophyta, Magnoliopsida, Poales, Poaceae. The transcript has 4 exons. The coding region runs from base 222 to 1166 and encodes 314 amino acids.